Messenger RNA from Williopsis jadinii, 2080 nucleotides. RefSeq lists its product as uncharacterized. Bases 61 to 1947 code for a protein of 628 amino acids. NCBI's taxonomy places the organism in Eukaryota, Fungi, Ascomycota, Saccharomycetes, Phaffomycetales, Wickerhamomycetaceae. The record is from RefSeq and is a predicted model, not a curated record. Gene Ontology annotation, molecular function: protein binding. The transcript has a single exon.
UCGAAUGAUGAGUUUGCCACCAUACCAAUUCACUCUGAAUAGGCACAAUACCGUAGUACAAUGCUCCACCGGUUACCUGUCGAGGUCAACCAACAGAUCCUCCAGUACCUAGCUGGUGCUGAUGUGAAUAGCCUCCUAUCAAUCAGACAGAUCAAGGAAAAGUUACGGGACAUAAUUCUAUUGGUGGAAGCUGACCAUGGGUUGCGAUUCCAGAUCGAAGAUCAACCCAGUGAGACGUUUCCAGCAAUUGUACAAAGGUGUAAGUGGAGUGACAUGGUGAAGGAGAACUUUGAAAAGUUCAAAAACUUUGCAUACGUUGUUAUCUUAGCUGGUGAUAUCCGUAACUUGAAGGGAUUAAGUACUCUUGUUCAGCUCCAAAAGGGAGGUCCAAAGCUGUUCUAUUACUUCACAGAUAAGCCCAUUAUGGGAGUCAUCUUUGACCGCACAACAUUGAAGUCUUUGGGCUACAAAGACACCUCAACUCAUCAAUACUGUUUCUCCAAUGUUACUGCUAUGACUGUUAAAAGUAUAUCGUAUCCAUCGACAGCUUUCCAGUUCCCUGCAUUGAAGAGCCUGACGUUGGAGAGAACCAGCUUUUUGCCGGAGAGUCUCAACUUUCCUGGAUUGUUAUCCUUGUCUCUAAUCUACUGUGAGAGUAUUGAUGAAUCGUCAAGAUGGAAUCUGCCGUCCCUUAAUAAAUUGUAUGUCCAUGGUAACUUCAGGACAAUCAAUGAUUCUAUAGAUUACAGAAACACUACAAUAACUAAAUUGGAAUUGCACAGUAUCAGUGAUUUAGAAAGUUGGUCAAAUAUCUGCAAUAAAUCUAUUAAGUCUAUCAAUGCUGGAUUUGUUCGAAUUGAAUUGCACAAUAUUCGUUUUGAAUCGCUGAAACGACUCAAGCUGAGAUCAUAUACGUUACAGGUCUCUCUUUUGAAUGUUCCUGAGCUUGAGCAAUUCACCUUUGAACGGUACAAGAGGUAUGAUUUCGGAGAGGACGUUUUAACCUCCAUUCAAGCUCCAAAACUCACUCACUUCAAAUGCACUUGCGGGAACUUCUCAAGAUGGGAAGAUAUCAAUACUCCGUCUUUAACCAAUGCUACUAUUGUUGAUUCUGCUGGUCCAGACUCGGAUGUGGCCUCUGACUUUUUGACAAAUGUUGAGAAUUUAAGGGUCACAUCCUGUGAUUGGUGGAAAUAUACCCCAAAUGUGAAGCAUAUGGAGGUUUUUGGUGAUAAAGCAAAUACACAAUGGUACUGGUACACGUUUCCUCUGUUGAAAACUCUACGAGUCUCGCCACCUCCGGACUGCACUGAUGCCUUUAAGUCUUUCAGCUUACCAAAUGCCCCGUCUUUAAAGCAUAUCGAACUUGUCAAUUUAUCAACCUAUGAUUUUUUGAGCACUCUCGGUGCUUUUAUAGAGUUGGAGUCCCUUGCCAUUCUCAGGCAGUACAAUGGGCCAAAGAUGGACAAACCUCCUAUUGAUUUUGAGAAAGUGAACCUUCCGCAAUUGAAUAAGCUGGUGUGUCAACUGGCAUGUUCACAGUCUGUCACAAUCAUAGACUGUGUGUUUCCGAAGCUUGAAACUCUUGAGCUUUCAGGAAGUGAAACCAUCCGAAGUGACGUGGUGAGAGCAUUCAAAAUCCAGAUGGAGGCACCGAUACUACAGAGGCUUGUUAUUCAGGAUCUCAGAUCACAUGAAGUUGUUGAAGUAACGAACUUCCCGGAAUUGACUCAGCUCAUAGUAACUGGAUGCCAGGAUUUGAAAAGCGUCAUCCUAGAGAAUGUUUCCCGUGUUAAAACCUUACAAAUAGCUCCCUAUGGGUACAGCUACUAUAACACCAAUAACAAGAUCAACGUCUACCAUGACGGCUCUCUUCCUAGAGGCCUCAUUGAUUCGAAAGAAGACUUCAUCAACGAAGGUGUCAACUUCAUUAGGGACCAUACAUAACAGACGUGGUCCCUGUAUUAUUCAACCACCAAUCGAUAUAAUUACCCCUUUCUAGUGACACAUUUCCACGAUGUACAUACGUAGAUCUGCGCCAUAAGCUGCAAAAGCUGUUGAUAACGUUGCAGGUCCAAGG